CCCGUUACGUUUGAUCGACGUCAUCACUGCGCGACAGACAGCUAGCUACGCAGUUUGUUUGUUGAAAUUUUCCGUCGCGGAGGAAAGUUUGACCCGGAUCCGCACAGUCCCGCACAGUCCCGCACAGACCCGGACUAGGACCAGUACCGACCAGCCCGUGAUCCGGAUUAGACCCAGUCCGGUUCUCUGCUGGUUUGGAGAGGUUUAGCAGAAGGCUAACAGUUAGCUUUAGCACGUUAGCUCAGAUUACCUGCCGUUAAUAAUCCCGGGGUGUGUUUGAUUCGGAGUUGCUGAUGGAGUAUCCCGGAGGAGGAGCGGGAGGGGCGGUGCUGAGCAGCAGCAACGUCCCGGCCUUUCUCACCAAACUGUGGACCCUGGUGGAGGACCCGGACACGGACCCGCUCAUCUGCUGGAGCCCGAGUGGAACCAGCUUCCACGUGUUUGAUCAGGGUCGAUUCUCCAAAGAAGUUCUACCAAAGUUCUUCAAACACAACAACAUGGCGAGUUUCAUCCGGCAGCUAAACAUGUACGGGUUCCGUAAGGUGGUCCACAUCGAGCAGGGAGGUCUGGUGAAACCAGAGAGAGACGACACAGAGUUCCAACAUCCGUUCUUCAUCAGAGGACAAGAACACCUGCUGGAGAACAUCAAACGCAAAGUCACCAACGUGUCGUCGGUGCGUCAGGAGGAAGUGAAGAUCUCUGCAGAUGAAGUGAACAAGAUUCUGACGGACGUGCAGCUGAUGAAAGGCAAACAGGAAACAAUUGACUCAAGAAUCCUCGCCAUGAAACACGAGAAUGAGGCUCUGUGGAGAGAAGUGGCCAGUCUGAGACAGAAACAUGCACAGCAGCAGAAGGUCGUCAACAAGUUGAUCCAGUUCCUGGUGUCUCUCGUCCAGUCCAACAGGAUCAUGGGAGUCAAGAGAAAAAUUCCUCUGAUGCUGAAUGACUCUAGCUCCGCCCACUCCAUGCCUAAAUAUAGCCGACCAUUUUCAUUGGAGCACAUGCAGGCUGCAGCCAGUCUGUUCUCCGCAGACUCCCCUGUAACCUCUGGACCAAUCAUCUCUGACAUCACAGAGGUGGCCACACCCACGGAGGAGGAUGUAGUCAGUGAUUGGACGGAUACAGGAGAGAGCCAAUCGAUGAACGUCAAAGAGGAGCCUUCCAGUCCUGACGUGGAGGUGUGUCCUGUUCAGGAGGGCGGUGCUGCAUCUGUAGACACGCCCCUCUCCCCCACCACCUUCAUCAACUCCAUCCUGCAAGAGAACGAGACGCAGCCGGCCCAGACCACCUCCACAACCAAUCCUGCAGCAGUCAGUCCUGUUGUUGUGAUGAGCCACACCUCCACUGGGCCCCUCCCACCAGCUACAACCAGCCAAUCACCUGCCUCCUUUCCUACUCCGAAUUCUGCCCCCAUCCCCGCCACAUCUCAGCAGAAAUGUCAGACCGUCGCCUGUAUCGACAAACCCCGCCCCCCUCCCUCUGCAGGUGGACACUCACCUGACGUGUGGCGCUUCGCUUCAACUCGAGCUGACAAGUGUGAACUGUCUGAUCAUGUUGAGAUUAUCGACAACGGUCUUGAAAACCUGCAGAACGUCUUGAACACACAAACGUUCAGCUUCGACACCUCCCCGCUGUUCGAGUUUUUCAGCACUUCCUGUCCCCCGGGAGACUUCGACCUUGACAGUUUGGACACUCUCCUGUCUGAAGAAGCUCCGAAAGGAAGUGAUGAAGGCAACACCUGCAACACAGGGAAGCAGCUGGUGCAGUACACACCUGUGCAGACGUCUGAACCAAUCGGUUUGGGGGAGGGCGGGGCUGACCUGCCACCUCCGCUGGAGCUGGAGGCGGAGCCUUUCUUAAGCUCAGACCCACCAACCGAUGACCCGGCCGCCGCCCUGCUGAGCCACGCCAACCUGGACGCUGACCUCUGACAUCAUCAGAAGGAGGCGGAGACUUGAGAAUAGUGUUGAAUGUGACUCAUCAGUAACCAUAGCAACACGACAGUCUGAGCAUGCUCAGCAGCAGCAGUAGAUGAUGAUCAGCUGUAGAUCAAUCAGUAGGUCAAAGGUCGAGUUUUUAUUAACCCCUUUAUAUACCUGUGUCUUCUUCUACUCUUUUUAUUGUAGCGUUUGCUUCUUCUUUGCUUUAAUUUAAUCUUUCGUUUGAUGCUUCCCGAGUUUCUCAGAGAACCGGGGUCACAUCUGUGUGUCACCUGUGAUGUCACACCUGGACCGGACAAGUGUUCUGUUUGUUCUGCAUGUUCCAUGUUUCCAACGAUGAUGAGGAUGAGGAUGAUGAUGAUGACAAUGAUGACGACUAAGUGGUUUAUAAGUUAAAGGAUGUGAAGUUUGGAA
Molecule: messenger RNA, 2354 nt
Organism: Thunnus maccoyii (southern bluefin tuna)
Lineage: Eukaryota; Metazoa; Chordata; Actinopteri; Scombriformes; Scombridae
Gene: hsf1
Product: heat shock transcription factor 1
Exons: 15
Coding region: 294-1931 (545 amino acids)
Biological process (GO): regulation of DNA-templated transcription
Molecular function (GO): DNA-binding transcription factor activity; sequence-specific DNA binding
Source: RefSeq, a predicted model, not a curated record